Messenger RNA from Gavia stellata (red-throated loon), 444 nucleotides. RefSeq names its product phospholipase A2 group IB (gene PLA2G1B). Gene Ontology annotation, biological process: phospholipid metabolic process; lipid catabolic process; fatty acid biosynthetic process. Gene Ontology annotation, molecular function: calcium ion binding; signaling receptor binding; phospholipid binding. The transcript has 4 exons. Lineage: Eukaryota; Metazoa; Chordata; Aves; Gaviiformes; Gaviidae. The coding region runs from base 1 to 444 and encodes 147 amino acids. The record is from RefSeq and is a predicted model, not a curated record.
AUGAAGUUCCUGGCCCUGCUUUUCCUGCUCUCUGCGGGCACAGCCAGCCCUCCUGUCUCACCCAGGGCCGUGUGGGAGUUUCGCAGCAUGAUCAGAUGCACCAUCCCGGACAGCCAUCCUCUGCUGGAAUUUGCAGACUACGGCUGCUACUGCGGCUUGGGAGGCAGCGGGACACCAGUGGAUGAGCUGGACAGGUGCUGUCAAGUACACGAUAACUGCUACUCGCAGGCAAAGGAACUAGAAUCAUGCAGAUUCCUCGUGGACAACCCCUACACAAAGCCAUACACCUUCAGCUGUUCCCGCGGGCAGAUAACGUGUAACGGCAAGAACAACGAGUGCGAGAUGUUCAUCUGCAACUGCGACCGCGCCGCUGCCCUCUGCUUCGCCAAGGCGCCCUACAACCCCGAGCACAGGAGGCUGGACACCGCCAAGUACUGCAGCUAG